Thrips palmi is the source of this 2114-nucleotide messenger RNA. It is a transcript of the gene GPHR, whose product is annotated as Golgi pH regulator A. Lineage: Eukaryota; Metazoa; Arthropoda; Insecta; Thysanoptera; Thripidae. Gene Ontology annotation, molecular function: voltage-gated monoatomic anion channel activity. The coding region runs from base 118 to 1485 and encodes 455 amino acids. The record is from RefSeq and is a predicted model, not a curated record. Gene Ontology annotation, cellular component: Golgi cisterna membrane. Gene Ontology annotation, biological process: intracellular pH reduction. The transcript has 9 exons.
GCGUAUAGUCAGAACGAAAGGGGUGGUUAAGUUUCUGGUUGUCGCUGGUUGUGCCAAUUUUAAUUUAGUUUAUAUCAAGUGGCUUUAUUUAUUUUUGUCUUCACCUUAUGAUUUGCAAUGGGAUUUUUAGUUGACACUCUAAUCAUUCUCAUUACCCAGGUUGUUUUCUUUGCUGGAGGCUGGGUUUUCUUUGUUAAACAACUUUUUCGCGACUAUGAAGUCCAUCAUACUCUUGUCCAACUCAUAUUCUCUGCUACAUUUUCUCUUUCAUGUACUAUGUUUGAGCUUAUUAUAUUUGAAAUUGUUGGUGUUUUAGAUACAAGCUCGCGAUACUUUCACUGGAAUCUUGGGCUAUACCUCAUUCUCUUUAUGGUUAUUGUUAUAAUACCGUUCAAUAUAGGCUAUUCCAUUUUAUCAAAUAUAAGAUUUGUAAAGAAACAACUCAUAAGGCCAUUUACAAUCCUUAUAUGGCUGUUGUAUAUCUACCUAUUCUGGAAAGUGGGUGACCCUUUUCCUAUUUUGAGUCCAAAGCAAGGAAUUUUUUCCAUUGAGCAGGGCAUAUCUCGCAUAGGUGUGAUUGGAGUGACUGUCAUGGCUUUGCUCUCUGGUUUCGGUGCAGUUAACUAUCCUUAUACAUCUAUGGCAUAUUUCAUGAGGCAAGUUUCCCCGGGGGAUAUUCAAGCCAUUGAAAAGAGACUGAUGCAGACCAUGGAUUUGAUUGUUGUUAAAAAGAAAAGAAUUGCACUAGCCAAGAGAGGUGUGCAAGUCCAUGGCUCUCAGUCUGGUCCCACCUCACCCUCCAUUUGGAACAUGUUACGAACAGUCACCAGUAAAGAAUCCCCUGAAACGGAUGUAAAGCAACUGAAACAGGAUGUUGGAGCUCUAGAGGAGCUCUCAAGACAACUGUUCCUUGAGGCACAUGAUUUGCAUAAUAUGCAGGAACGUUUGGAAUGGGCAACUACUUGGAAAGGAAAAUACUUCAACUUUUUAGGGUAUUUCUUCUCCCUUUACUGUUUAUGGAAAAUUUUCAUUUCUACAAUCAAUAUUGUAUUUGAUAGAGUUGGCAAAAAAGAUCCUGUGACUAAAGGCCUGGAAAUUGCUGUUCACUGGAUUGGACUGGACAUGGAUGUGGCGUUUUGGUCACAGCAUGUUUCAUUCUUCCUUGUUGGAUGUAUAGUGGUGACUUCCAUUCGUGGUCUUUUGCUCACACUAACAAAGUUUUUCUAUGCUAUUUCAAGCAGCAAAUCCUCCACUAUCAUUGUUUUGAUCUUAGCACAGAUUAUGGGAAUGCACUUUGUGUCAUCAGUUCUACUCAUAAGAAUGAAUAUGCCUCCUGAGUAUCGUGUGAUCAUAACUGAAGUUCUGGGUGACCUGCAGUUUAACUUUUACCAUCGAUGGUUUGAUGUUAUUUUUCUUGUCAGUGCACUUUCUUCUAUUGUCUUCCUUUAUCUUGCUCACAAGCAGGCACCUUCAGAAAACAGCUAAUUUUGUGUGCUGUGUAAGCCCCUUGUGUUUCUGUUAUCCCAAGCACUUAUGCUUGUGAGGGGUGAAACAUCUUCACACAGUCCUGGAUGAAUUCAGUUUCUUUUGUAACUUUAAGCUUUUACUUGAAUGCUCCCAUACUAGUGCAAGAAUUGUACAUGGACUAGAAAGACUGCAUGACAGCUAGGUAGUUUUUUAAUUUGAUUUAUAUGUGUACACUGACUGUUUGAAGCUUGCUUGUGCUGAUUUCUUGGAAAGCCAUAGUUUUGAUUUUGUCUUGCUCUGAUGUGCUCUUAAUUUUUGUUGUGUUGUUUGUUUUUUAAAAUUGAUAUUGGUAAAAUUUGUGAUCCUUUCUUAUUGCAUUCAAACACAGUCAUAAAAAAUGACAAAAUAUUUGAUAAACAAUUAGUACUUGUAAGUUUGUAUUUAAGUACUCUUCUCUGCAAUGUUUCUGUGAUGCAAAAUAGAUUUUUAUAAUGUUUGGUAUUUUUAUUAUGUUUGUUAUUUAAUUUGAAGAGAACUACUUGUAUACCUUAAAAAGGGUAAAGUGCACUGAUAGAUUAGUUAAGCAAGUAUUAUUUGUUUUCUAUUCUGUUCAGAAAAUAAAAAAGAAAAAAAAACUAAACUAAAAA